GGCUUCCAAUUGCUCAGAAAUUCUCAGCUAUAUGGGGGACUUUGAUGGUGAGCAAAAAGAAUUGAUCAAGAAAUUGGUAAACUUUCGCAUGAUCGAUGGUAAAAGAACGAGAGUUCGUGCUAUUGUUUAUAAAACUUUUCACCGCCUAGCUCGAACUGAACGCGAUGUAAUAAAACUUAUGGUUGACGCCGUAGAUAAUAUAAAGCCAAUAUGCGAAGUGGUCAAAGUAGGAGUCGCAGGUACUAUUUAUGAUGUUCCUGGGAUUGUAGCCAGGGAUCGUCAACAAACCUUAGCUAUUCGUUGGAUCCUUGGAGCAGCUUUCAAACGACGUAUAAGCUACAGGAUAAGCUUAGAGAAAUGUUCAUUUGCUGAGAUACUGGAUGCUUACCGAAAGAGGGGAAUUUCACGUAAGAGAAGGGAGAAUCUUCAUGGACUGGCUUCCACCAAUCGGAGUUUCGCGCAUUUCAGAUGGUCGUAAAGUGAUACCACAUAAGGAGCUCUUCCUCAUUCAGUCAUACUCAACAAAAGUAAGAAAUGUUUGACCCGGAUCCUUUUUUCAUCUUCAUAUAGAAAGAAAAUCGGCCUUCCUCAUACUCCCCCCUUCAUUCAUAGAGUUGGAGGAAUCCACAAGAGGCCUGCCCGUUCAUAAUUGCAUAAAAGAACCAUUCUUUUUAUGAAAACUCUUGUUCCAACCUCACCUCAGGUCGAAUGAAUACGAAAGGGGGAUCAAUCAAAUCAAUAAGCCAUGAAUGAAGAAGUAGUGGGCCUUUCGCCUUAUUUCGUUUGACUCGUGGAGCUGAGAAAUCUACUUCAAA
Molecule: messenger RNA, 815 nt
Organism: Triticum aestivum (bread wheat)
Lineage: Eukaryota; Viridiplantae; Streptophyta; Magnoliopsida; Poales; Poaceae
Product: ribosomal protein S7, mitochondrial-like
Exons: 1
Coding region: 32-478 (148 amino acids)
Biological process (GO): translation
Cellular component (GO): mitochondrial small ribosomal subunit
Molecular function (GO): structural constituent of ribosome; rRNA binding
Source: RefSeq, a predicted model, not a curated record